This is a messenger RNA of Nothoprocta perdicaria, 2748 nucleotides long. RefSeq names its product 2-phosphoxylose phosphatase 1 (gene PXYLP1). Gene Ontology annotation, biological process: glycosaminoglycan biosynthetic process; dephosphorylation; chondroitin sulfate proteoglycan biosynthetic process. The record is from RefSeq and is a predicted model, not a curated record. The coding region runs from base 46 to 1485 and encodes 479 amino acids. The transcript has 5 exons. Gene Ontology annotation, cellular component: Golgi apparatus. Lineage: Eukaryota; Metazoa; Chordata; Aves; Tinamiformes; Tinamidae. Gene Ontology annotation, molecular function: phosphatase activity.
CACGUACAGAGAUGAAGCCAUGAAGAGCCAGCAGAAGGAAUAAUAAUGCUUUUCCGAAACCGCUUUCUGUUCCUGCUGGCCUUGGCAGCCCUACUAGCCUUUCUGAGCCUCAGUCUGCAAUUCUUGCACUUAAUCCCGGUAAACCCYGUCAGGGAAGAUGGGCUGAAUCCUAAGAGCCGGAAGAGAAUAAUGCCUGAUUUGCUGACCGAGCCCCCUGCAAUAGACCCUGUUUAUGAAGCUYACGUUUACUGUAACAUUCCCAGCAUCGCCGAACGCAGCAUGGAGGGUCACGCACCCCACUAUUUUAAACUAGUGUCGGUUCAAGUGUUGAUUCGACACGGUGAUAGAUACCCWCUCUACGCCAUUCCCAAGACCAAGAGACCUGACAUUGACUGCACGUUGGUGCCUGGCAGGAAACCUUCUCAUCCUCAGCUUGAAGCUUUCAUUAAACAUAUGUCCAAAGGGGCUGCAGCCCAAAUGGAUGGUACCCUCAGCAGCCUGCCCCGCUACCCCAGUCACUCCUUGUGUGAAAUGGGUGAGCUUACACAGACAGGAGUGGUGCAGCACUUGCAAAAUGGACAGCUAUUGCGGGAGAUCUAUAUAAAGAAGCAUAAACUGCUGCAGAGCGACUGGGCAGCAAAGCAGCUCUACCUGGAGACGACGGGGAAGAGCCGCACGCUGCAGAGCGCCCUGGCCCUGCUCUACACAUUCCUGCCGGAUUUCGACUGGAAGAAAAUCACCAUGAGACAUCAGUGGAGCACCAUCUUCUGCUCUGGAAGCUGCGACUGCCCUAUGCGAAACCACUACCUGGAAGAGGAGCAGCGCCGGCAGUACAGCCUACGGGUGAAGAACAACAAUUUGGAGAAAAUAUACGUGGAUAUGGCCAAGAUUGUAGGCAUUCCCACCAGGCAGCUGAGGGCUUCUAACCCGAUAGAUUCUCUCCUCUGCUAUUUUUGCCAUAAUGUUAGUUUUCCAUGCACUAGCACUGGCUGCAUUGGGAUGGAACAUUUUAAAGUAAUCAAGAGACACCAAUUAGAAGAUGAAAGAGAAAGACAGGAGAAGAAAUUGUAUUUCUUGUACGCACUGUUGGCUACGCACCCUCUCCUCAACCAGACUGUUAACCGGCUGCAGCGUAUAGCAGAAGGCAAGAAGGAAGAAGUAUUUGUUCUUUACUCUGCACACGAUGUCACAUUGUCACCUGUUCUCAGUGCCUUGGGCAUUACUGAAGCCAGAUUUCCAAGAUUUGCAGCCAGAUUAGUCUUUGAGCUAUGGCAGGAUGGGAAGAAACCCAAAGAGCACUUUAUCCGCAUCCUCUACAAUGGUGCUGAUGUCACAUUCCAGACCUCCUUCUGCAAGGAUUAUUACAAGCAUUCCAGCAAGCCCAUGUGCCCGCUAGAAAAGUUUGUUAAUUUUGUCAAAAGGGAAAUGUUCUUGGUUUUUAAUAGUACUAGCUACUAUGAUGCAUGUCGUAGAAGACCGCUGUAAGGAAGUGAAAAGGAAGCAGUGUUACCUUGUGUAUCAGUGAGAGUCUCGUGUAUCUUUUCUGGUAGAGAGAAGUAUCAGUCUGAUCAUUUCUUGUACUUGUUUGUGUAAGUACAAAAGAAUAUGGCUUGAAACGGUCUUCAGGUAGUUUUAUUUCCAUGCAAAAACCAUAGAUGGUCUCCAGUAGAAGAACCGAGGGAGUAUUGUGUAUAUGUGUGUUGUGUUAACUGUAAUGAAUUGAUAAACCACAUGGGCUACUGUAACCUGGUUGUUGCUUGACAAAAAAAGCUAGAGAUUUGGUUUCUCUGAAUUCCAGAGCAAUACUUGUACACCAUGAGUUUAAGAAGGAAAAGGUUCUUUUUUUUUCUUCCCUACCACCACGUGAUAGUCAUUUUAAGCCUUAUAAAUGCCUUAAAUUCCAGGCAUCUGUAUGAAACCUUUUGUAAGAGUUGCUUAAACUUGCUCCUUACAAAGAGAUACUUUUUACUCUUUUACAGGACAGAUUUUUAAGAGUGCAUAUGUACCUGUGCACAUUCCCCUGGGCAUGCUCAUAGGAGUGGGUGUAUUUUUGUUCACAGACCUCUAAAUAUUUGGCUUCUGUUGUCCGUGCCAGAGAAAGGUAUCCUGGAAAACAGACACAAAACUCUUUUCUUUGCUCGCACUUUUAGCACUUUGAGUAAUUCAAACACAGUCUAGAAACAUGUAAAGGUCUUCUGACCACCUUUAAAACAGACAGAUAGUGAAUACUAACAGUACCACUAAAUCUGAGUGAGAUUAGGACUAUAAAUCAAUUUUAUGGUGAAGUGUUGCAUCCUUUCCCAUUAGGAACACUCUGGAGCUGCUGUGCUGUGGAACAAAUCAGUGUUUUAGGAAUUUGAUAUAGUGGCUGCUUGAGACAGCUUGACUAAACACUAAGAAAUUUUGUAGUUCAGUUAGUAUUUUUAUGGACUAGGAAGCUCUUAUUUUGUAAGACCAGACUUGUACAUAUUGUACUGUGUAUAUUUAUAACACAGUAAAUCUUUCGUACUUGUUGAGUUUGUGAAGAGCUGUGAAAAGCUGACUCUUGGACAUUUUUCCCUCAUUUGGGAUGUAUAGAUUAAAUUGUCUUUUAUGGGUAAUUUGAACAACCCCAGUAGAUACAAAAACUUGUAUUUUAAACUGCUUUCAUCUUUAGGAGUAGCAAAUGGAGAACCAAUUUUUAAUAGAAGUGUUUGAAAACGAUUUUCAUUACUAGAAUAUUAAAUUUUAUAAUUGUGAAGCUUUUCA